AUGCUUAAUCACGAACGUUUGGAUGUAUCAGUGUACUCACGAACUCAUUCAGAAAAGCGUGGAUCAUACUUUACAGAUGUGUUAAAGGGAUGCGCAAUGUGCUGUUACCUGCUGUGCCCACCAGUACCAGACGAGAUUACGAGGAAAUUGGCGUUUCAUCCUCCAAAAGGAACUUAUACCGCAUAUCUUCCAGACGAUCCCGAUGUUCAGAUAAAGAGCGCUUCAAAGGUAAGUGUGCUCCGCAUACUUCAAAACAUAUCAAACUUCUAA
This is a messenger RNA of Haemonchus placei, 270 nucleotides long. The record is from the annotation of a GenBank genome assembly. Lineage: Eukaryota; Metazoa; Nematoda; Chromadorea; Rhabditida; Trichostrongylidae.